AUGAAUAUCUUACCAAAAAAAAGAUGGCAUGUUUUGAAAAAAGAGAACAUUGCUCGGGUGAGGUCAGAUGAGGCAAAAUAUGAGGAGGAGCGAAGAAAAAUUGAAUUUAAAGCACAGCUUGCUGAUCAGGAAGCACGAAUAGAUUAUUUAAGAAGGCAAAAAAGUAACCUAACAUCUGGCUCGGGAUCAGAUGGGUUCCAGAUAACUCUAACAAAAGAUAGUGUCCUGGAUGUUUCACAAGGAAACGCAGAAUACGAAAGUGAAAAGAAGAUCGAACAGGAGAAGAAAGAGAAAACAGUUGGGAUUUUGACCUAUUUAGGCCAAACUGUUCUUGAUGCUGCCGGUGAAAAGCCGUGGUAUGAUGUGCACCCUCGAACCCAUCAGCAUCGUGAAAGCGAACGAAGAAAAAACAAAGAAGAACUGGAAAUAAAAAAGAAAACAUUGGCUGACCCAUUAACAGAAAUGAAGAAGGUUGAGGAGAUGUUCAAACGCAACAAGGAACUAAAAAGACAGAGCGAAGCAGCUGAACUCGAACGUGCCAGUGCUUGCAUUCAUGCUAUGCCAAACUUAUUUCCUGAUGACAUAAUGGUACCAAAGUGCCCAUACAAAGAGGCUUCGAAAAGUCGGCGAACAGGAAGUAGGUAUAGUCAAUCACUUACUGAAACUUCGUGUAAUUCAUUUGGGGGGCUAACGAAAGAUUUAUCCACAGAGGUUUCUCUGAGUCCCGAAAGUAUGGAUAAAAAAUCACAUUUGAUUGAAAUGGCCAAGAGUUCAGACAUUAAUCGUCUUCGAGCUGAGAGACUGCAACGAGAACGAAAGGAAAGAGACAGGGCAGCAGUUUUACUGGCUAAAUCUUUUGGUCUGGAUGCUUUAAAACCUCCAGAUCAAGAGCAAUCGUAUGUGGACGAACGAAGUCUGCCCUUUAAUUCUGCAUUUAAUCCCGAACUGUCAGCUAUCCUGGCUGAACGACGCCAACGACAUCGUGAGUCUAGAAAGCGGAGUUACAAAGAGGUGGAUUAA
Molecule: messenger RNA, 1020 nt
Organism: Schistosoma rodhaini
Lineage: Eukaryota; Metazoa; Platyhelminthes; Trematoda; Strigeidida; Schistosomatidae
Source: the annotation of a GenBank genome assembly